AUGAGUAUGCAACUCACAUAAAAACCUAAUCCUUUCUUUUAAGUUAGACAAUCCAGCUAAAAUAAGAAUAAUAAUGCUAUCAAUUGUCAAAAAAUGAGAAUGUAAUUUUUAAUUCUUUUCUUUAGGAGUAUUAUUGAUUAACUCUCUCCUAUCAAAGAUUAAUAAUCAAAAAAUACUUAAAGAGAUUCAUUUUAUUAAGUUAAAGGAUAAUCUGGAUCUACUGCAUGUCUUCUCUCUAAUAAAACAUUACCUAGUAGAUUUCUAGAUAGUUUAUAUACAUCCUUAAAUUAUACUCAAGAAAGUAAUAUUGAUAAAAAAAAUACAAUCUUAUCUAAAGGUAAUUAAAAUAACAUAGAAAAUCUUAAAGAACAUCUCAAAUUUGCUCAUUCUUAUCUAGAAGAUUUCAAAAAAUAAUUUGAUAAACUUGUAUAAUGUUAAGUUGAUUAAGUUAUUUAAGUAUUAAAAUCUGCUAUAUCAUUACUAUCAAAUCUUUCAUUUCAAGAAAAUAAUAUUAAUAAGAAUCAAUUAACCAAUCUAGAUGUUGAAUAAUUAUAAAAACAUGUUAAAUAACAAGAAAUUUUAAUUUCUUAAAUUAACGAUGAAAAUAUUCAACUAAAAUCUCAAAUUAAUAAAUUACAAGAAGAUAAUCUAAAAUUUAAAGAUGAAGUUUAUAUUAUUGAUAAAAAAUAUUAAGAUUUACUUAACUUAAAUGAUAAAGAAAAUCUUAAACCUAAUGAUAAUAAAAAUAAAUUAACUUAAAGAGAAUUAAGUUAUAAAUUAGAAUAAGCAGAAAUUAAAUUAUUAACACUUUAAAUUAGUAAUAAUUAACUCAAAUAAUAAUUAUAACAUUAUCAAUUAGAUUAAUAAACUAUUUCAUAAUUGAAAGAUACAGUUAAUACUCUUGAACUAAAAUCAUAAAGUUUAUUAAAUCAAAAGGAUGCAUUACAAUAAGAAAAUGAUCUUAUGAAUUAAAAAAUAGAAAAUUUGGAAAAAUAAUUCAAAGACUUUUAGAAAAAUCAAGAAUAUAUGAAUUAUCAAAAUUAAUUAGAGAAUGAAAUGAAAAAAAUAAAAUAAGAAUAAACCCAAAGCUAUCAAACUAUAUAAUCUUUAAAUAAUACUAUCCAAUAAUUAUAAGAACAAAUAAAUAUAAUCACAACAUAAAAAGAAUAAAAUGAAGUAUUUUAUACAACAUAUCUUAGAAUACCUAUAAAAUAGAAAUUGGAUAAUAAUAAAAUGAACUUCAAUAAGCUAGUGCUAGAUAUUAAAUUUUGUGGUAAGAAAUUACUGAAAUGAAGGAGAGAUUAGAAUAAAGGAAAAUUGAAGAAGACAGUCAUUAUAUGUUAUCUAAUGCAGAAAAAGUAUUGUUCGAAACAUAAAUUUCAAAUUUAAAUGAUAAAGUUAAAGAAUAUGAAUAAAUUUUUAUGCAUUAUGACUAAAAAACUAAGUAUGAAUAAUAUAAUUAUAUUAGGUAGUUAGAAUAAUAAAUAAAUUAAAUUUAAUUAGAAAAAGAGAAUUACAAAUAAUAAUUGGAAAAAGGUAUACCUUAAAACAACAUAACUUCAGAUUUUUAAUAAUUAUAGUGGAAAAUCAAUUAAUUAAGUAGAUUUUAUAAUAUAAUAGAAUAUAAGAUUUGAUAAUCAAUAAAAAAGAUAAGGAAUUGUCAAAAAAGUGCGAUGAAUUUAAUUAGAUUAAAUAGAGUUAUGAUUAAUAAAUAAAGAAAAACUAGAAUUUAGAAGUAAAGAUUCUGCAACUUAUGGAAUAAGAGCUUAAGAUUAAUGGUAAUUUCACCAAAAAGCCAUGA
Molecule: messenger RNA, 1801 nt
Organism: Paramecium sonneborni
Lineage: Eukaryota; Ciliophora; Oligohymenophorea; Peniculida; Parameciidae
Source: the annotation of a GenBank genome assembly